AUGGCUUCACCGGCAAGCCCAAGCUAUCGCGCUGACUUUCGGGCAUUGAGGCAGGCUUUGUUGCAGGUCCGCGAGGAGCAAGGGGCGCUGAUGGAGUGCCUCUUUGAGCAACGCCUAUUGCGGCCGGACACGUUCGCAGCUGCGCUGCACAGGCGGCGCUUCCAAACUGCCUUGCUCCGGACACCAUGCAAAUUUGAAGCUACGCUGCGCGAUGUGCUGGAGGAACCAGCUCACCUAGCGCUGCUGACAGCCCGCUUCGCCGGCCACCGAUCGCUGCCCUGCUUGAAGGCAACAUGCCGGUCCCUGCAGCAAAAGCUUGGUUGCAACGCGCCGACGCUGCAGGACGCGCUGACCUGGCUUUUUGUGGUGGGUGGCAGCGAUCACAUGGAGGUGCGCCGAUCUGGGGAACGUCUGGAUCCUUCCACAGGGCUGUGGGAGGCUCUUCCGCCCAUGCACCAGCGGCGCUUUGCUGCUUCCUCGGCAGUACUGAAUGGCUGCCUGUAUGUCUGCGGUGGUUCCGAGCAACAUGGAGCUCUAAGCACCGCAGAGCGGUUUGACCCAUCUUCUGGGGUAUGGGAGCAGCUUCCGCCGAUGACCUGGCCCCGGAUCCACGCGGCGGCUCUGGCAGCGCAGGGGCGGCUCUACCUCUGUGGAGGCCCUAAUCCGGUGGUUUAG
Symbiodinium pilosum is the source of this 675-nucleotide messenger RNA. The record is from the annotation of a GenBank genome assembly. Lineage: Eukaryota; Dinophyceae; Suessiales; Symbiodiniaceae.